This is a messenger RNA of Nerophis lumbriciformis (worm pipefish), 1670 nucleotides long. It is a transcript of the gene bhlhe22, whose product is annotated as basic helix-loop-helix family, member e22. NCBI's taxonomy places the organism in Eukaryota, Metazoa, Chordata, Actinopteri, Syngnathiformes, Syngnathidae. Gene Ontology annotation, molecular function: E-box binding; DNA-binding transcription factor activity, RNA polymerase II-specific; protein dimerization activity. The record is from RefSeq and is a predicted model, not a curated record. Gene Ontology annotation, cellular component: nucleus. Gene Ontology annotation, biological process: sensory organ development; axon development; positive regulation of transcription by RNA polymerase II.
ACACACACACACACACACACACACACACAUAGUGAUACACACACACAUGAUGAUACACACACAGUACAUAGUGAUACACACACACAGUAUAUAGUAUCAGGCGGACACACACACACACACACAAACACACGCACACAGGCAGAGAGAGAGUGUGUGAGGAGUUAAGAAGGUGGUAGUGAGGCGGACCAGGAUUAGGACUAGGAUCAGGACCAGGAGUAGGACCAGGAGCAGGAGCAAGCGAGUCAUGGACCGCAGGAUGAACUUGAGCGGCGGCGCGGCUGCAGACAUUUUCCACAAAACUCUGAGCGCCGUAUCCGGUAAGAAGAUGGACCCCUUCAGAACCGGCAUGGAGCUUCCCCCGCGGGACCGCCACGACUCGCCCAUCGGCUGCUUCGACCACCAGGGCGACCCGGACCCCAUCCAGCCGGGCGGUCUGGCCGGGGUCCGAGGCGGCGCCCUGGGGUUACCCACCGGCUCUCUGUGCGUCAAGUACGGGGAGAGCGCCAACCGGACGUCGGCGGCAGCAGCAGCGGCGGCGGCGGCGGCAGCGGAGAGCAGCGGCGGCGAGCAGAGCCUGGACGACGACAGCGACGGCCGCUGCGACAUAGUGCUCCUGACCGACCCUCGGACCGGCCUCCCGGGCAAGGUGGAGGGCGGCAAGAAGACCAAGGAGCAGAAGACCCUGCGGCUCAACAUCAACGCCCGGGAGCGGCGGAGGAUGCACGACCUGAACGACGCGCUGGACGAGCUGCGGGGGGUCAUCCCGUACGCGCACAGCCCCUCCGUGCGUAAACUCUCCAAAAUCGCCACCUUGCUGCUGGCCAAGAACUACAUCCUCAUGCAGGCGCAGGCCCUGGAGGAGAUGCGGCGGCUGGUGGCCUACCUCAACCAGGGCCAGGCCAUCUCCGCCGCCUCCAUACCGGCCACCACCGCGUUGGCCGCGCCGCCCGGCCUGGGCGGCUACGAGCAGCCGACCGGCUUCCCCUUCCCCGCCGCCGGGGUGGCGUCGUCCUCCUGCCCGGACAAGUGCUCCUUGUUCGGCUCGGCCGCCUCCAGCCUGUGCAAGCAGUGCACCGACAAGCCUUAGCCCCGCGCGGCCUCCGCUUCUUGGGACACUUUAGGAGACCGAGACCGGCAAGGUUAGCGACUUCUACCGAUCGAUACUUUUGUAAUAUUUACAUCUUUUUGGUUGAGACGAGACUUGAUUGUGUACAUAAGUCAUCCUUCAAGUGCUGCUGCGAAUGCGAGUGGAGACCAAACCAGCUUUUUUGGGACGUUUUUUGCUGACCUGACAACUUUUUUUGUUGUUUUUUAAGGGUUGGGGUCUACCUUUCUCUGCUGCUUCCAUUUUUAUUUUUUUAUUUUUAUUUUUUACAUUUUUUUUAUUGGCUUCUCAAUCAGAGAGUUGUAGAACAUGAAGAAUGUGACAAAGAAGGAACUUCUUCAUUCCUCUUCAUACUUUUGUGUCUUUUAUUUAUUUCAAUUUGCACAUGGUGGUCUUAUGAUUAUUAUUAUUAAUUAUAAUUAAUAAUAUUUGAUGGAUGCUUGUCAGGUCAAGGGGAUCCGUGUCGAUAUUUCACUUAUUCUACCCUCAGAGGGCCCGUUUGUAUGUAUUUGAGUGUGGAAAAGCUUUAUUAAAAAUAUUUUCAACAACAGAAAAAAAACACUAU